This is a messenger RNA of Pseudogymnoascus verrucosus, 483 nucleotides long. RefSeq lists its product as uncharacterized. NCBI's taxonomy places the organism in Eukaryota, Fungi, Ascomycota, Leotiomycetes, Thelebolales, Thelebolaceae. The transcript is spliced from 2 exons. Bases 1 to 483 code for a protein of 160 amino acids. The record is from RefSeq and is a predicted model, not a curated record.
AUGAGCAUUGAUAUGGAAAAAACCGAUGUCCCUGCCCCUACCUCUCCCUUUGCUCCCCCUGCCUCUACGCUCAAGGAGCGCAUCAAAGCAAGGAUAAUCUCCUGGGGCCAUGACCUUGACGCCCAUCUCAGGGAUUUCUUCCACGUGUCAGGAGGCCCAUACUACUAUCAAGUCGCGAAACAAGAGAAGGUCAAACGCAACGGCAAGAAAAAGAAGCUCCGUAAGAAGAACCCCGGAAGCAAAUACAUCUUCAUCAACGGCGUCCCCUACCCAAAGCCCAGCGCCUACUACCCUGCUCCACGCCUCCCCUCCAUCUCACCAAUCUCAACAAUCUCAAUCACCUCCGUCACCUCUGUGCAAACCCAACUAACCAUCACACAGGCUUGCACCACGAGUUCCGCAAGCAAAAAAAGGCUGAGGCUAAGCUUCGAGGUGAACGCUACGUACAGCCUAAGCAUCCGUACCGUACCUACAGGGCUUUGA